This is a messenger RNA of Cetraspora pellucida, 2904 nucleotides long. The record is from the annotation of a GenBank genome assembly. NCBI's taxonomy places the organism in Eukaryota, Fungi, Glomeromycota, Glomeromycetes, Diversisporales, Gigasporaceae.
AUGGCACAAUUGACUACGACCAACAAUAAUUGGCCUGCUGCAAAGGUUCGGUCAACUUUUAUAUCAUACUUUGAGUCAAAGGGUCACAAGUAUAUACCUUCUUCCUCUACGAUCCCUUUUGAAGACCCGACUUUAUUAUUUGCAAAUUCGGGAAUGAAUCAGUUUAAAUCUAUAUUUUUGGCAACAGUUGAUCCAAAUUCAGAAUUUGGAAAACUUAAGAGAGCGGCCAACAGCCAAAAGUGUAUUCGUGCAGGUGGAAAACACAAUGAUUUGGAGGAUGUAGGGAAAGAUGUAUAUCAUCAUACAUUUUUUGAAAUGUUAGGAAAUUGGUCAUUUGGUGACUAUUUCAAGAAAGAAGCUAUUGCUAUGGCGUGGGAACUCCUCACAGAAGUGUACAAACUUCCAAAGGAUCGGCUUUAUGUCACUUAUUUUGAAGGUGAUGAAAAGAUGGGAUUGCCUCCGGAUUUGGAGGCAAAGAGUUUAUGGAAGGAUGUGGGGAUAGAAGAAGAGAAAUUAAUACCUGGAAAUUCUAAAGACAAUUUCUGGGAAAUGGGUGAGACUGGUCCUUGUGGCCCCUGUUCAGAAAUUCAUUACGAUCGUAUUGGUAAUCGUGAUGCUGCACAUUUAGUUAAUCAAGAUGAUCCUAAUGUGGUCGAAAUUUGGAAUUUAGUCUUCAUGCAAUUCAAUCGUGAAUCAGAUGGUUCGCUUCGUCAGUUGCCAAGCAAACAUAUCGAUACGGGAAUGGGAUUAGAACGUCUCGUUUCAGCUUUACAAAACAAAUAUUCGAAUUAUGAUACAGAUGUUUUCAUACCCUUAUUUAAAAAAAUUCAAGAGUUAACCGGUGCAAGACCUUAUUCCGGCAAAGUUGGCGUAGAUGAUGUUGAUGGUUUGGAUAUGGCAUAUAGGGUAAUCGCAGAUCAUGUACGCACCUUGACAUUUGCAAUUUCAGAUGGUGGUGUACCAAGUAACGAAGGACGUGGUUAUGUAUUGAGAAGAAUUUUGAGACGUGGUGCGCGUUAUGCUAGGAAAAAGUUUAAUGUAACAAUUGGAUAUUUCUUUUCAAGCCUUGUAGAUACGGUUGUCUGCGAAAUGGGCGAAGCUUUUCCUGAAAUAACAAAACAUGUCUCUAAUGUCAAAGAGAUACUUGAUGAAGAAGAGGAGUCAUUCUCUCGUACAUUGGAUCGUGGUGAAAAGCUCUUUGACACUUAUUUGCAAAAAGCCAAACAAAAUGAUGCUAUAUCACUUCCGGGCGCUGAUGUUUGGCGAUUGUAUGACACCUACGGAUUUCCAGUUGAUUUGACACGAUUAAUGGCUGAAGAAAAUGGUCUCGGUGUGGAUGAGCAGGGAUUCUUGCAAGAACAAGAAAAGGCCAAGAAAAUAAGCCGCAAUGCCCGUAACGCUGGUGCUGAUGAUCGUGAGGUUGUAGCCUUGGAUAUGCAUGAUAUCGCAAAGAUAGAACAGGAUAAAAUUGCUAAUGUAACCAACGAUAAUUUCAAGUACCAAAGUGGAAGCAUAAAAACCAUUGUCAAGGGCAUUUACUAUAAUCACUCAUUUUUUCCGAAUACUGACGAUAUUCCAUCUGGCAAGCCCUUUGGCAUAAUUCUUGAUCGUACGAAUUUUUAUGCAGAACAAGGCGGUCAACAAUAUGACAUGGGUUUUAUCACUAUUGAUACAAUUGAUACCCAAGCAGAAUUUGAAGUGAAAAACGUACAGGUGUUCGCAGGCUAUGUAUUGCAUAUAGGGUGCUUAAUUUAUGGUAGAUUUGCCGUUGAAAAUGAAGCGGUGGCUUCAUACAAUGAACCACGUCGUAAGUUACUCAUGAAUAAUCAUACUGCUACACAUAUUCUAAAUUAUGCAUUACGAGAAAUUUUGGGUAAUGCAAUUGAUCAGAAAGGAUCAUUGGUUGCCCCUGAAAAAUUAAGGUUUGAUUUUUCACUGAAGAAAGGUGUCACUAAUGAUGAGCUAGCUCGUGUAGAGUCAAUUUCAAAUGAAUUCAUCAAAAUGAAUAAACUUGUAUAUUCGAAGGAUGUUCCGUUAUCUGUCGCGAAGGCCAUUCACGGACUUCGUGCUGUAUUCGGUGAGGUCUAUCCUGAUCCUGUUAGAGUAGUAUCUAUAGGAUAUGACGUGAACGAUAUCGUGCAGGAUGUAUCAAAUCCAAAAUGGACUUCAAUUGCUUAUUCUUCUGCUUUGUUUAAAUUAAGUCACGUUGCAAAAACCGGUGAUAUCAAAGGUUUUAUUAUUUUGGAGGAAUCUGGCAUUGCUAAAGGCAUUCGUAGAAUAGUUGCUGUGACUGGAGAAGAAGCUCAACUGGCAAUUAAGGUUGCAGAUGAAUUCAGAAUUAAAAUAGAUAAUAUCUCAAAAUUACAAGGAGUUGAAUUGGAUUCUGCACUUAAACAAGUAUCAAAGGAACUUGAUGCUUCAAAUAUAUCUUCACUAAAAAAAUCAGAAUAUCGUGAAACAUUAAAUGAACUAAGAAAAGUCUUUAAUGAUUCUGACAGAGCCAAGAAAGCUGCCCAAACAAAAGAGGUUAUUGAUAUUAUAAAUAGUUAUUUUGAAAAAAACCCCAACAGUCCAUAUAUCAUUAAAUUACUAGACGUUGGAUCUAAUACAAAGGCUAUUGCUGGUGGUAUUUCGCACUGUAAGGCAAACCUAAAAGAUAAGGCUGCAUACUUAUUUUCAAUUGAUGAAAGUUCAAGUCGUGUAGCUCAUAGUUGUAUUGUGGGCAAACCUUUAGUUGAUAAAGGAUUAAAAGCAGCUGAUUGGGCUAAAGUCGUAUCUGAAAGCGUUGGUGGAAAGUCUGGAGGUAAAGAUGAUGCUGCUCAGGGUAGUGGGACAAAUGCUAGUGAAAUUGAUAAUGCACUUAAAGUUGCAGAACAAUUUGCUAAACUUCAAUUGACGUCAUAA